Pseudonaja textilis is the source of this 851-nucleotide messenger RNA. The record is from RefSeq and is a predicted model, not a curated record. Lineage: Eukaryota; Metazoa; Chordata; Lepidosauria; Squamata; Elapidae.
GUUGUUGAAAAAUUAAUUCGAGGUUUGGGCAUGGAAGACAGCAGAAAUAUGUUUGCCUUGUUUGAAUACAAUGGAAUUACAAAUAAAGCCAUUGAAAGUAGAACUGUUGUGGCUGAUGUCUUGGCAAAGUUUGAAAAGAUUGGUGCCACUUCAGAAGGUGACCAUGCAGCAUGGAAAUUUUAUUUCAAACUCUACUGCUUCCUAGACAUUGAGCAUGUACCAAAAGAUAGUGUGGAAUUUGCAUUUAUGUUUGAGCAGGCACAUGAAGCCAUGAUUCAGGGCCAUUUCCCAGCUCCUGAAGAAACCCUCCAGGUCCUUGCCGCCUUGCGACUCCAAUAUUUACAAGGGGACUAUUCUUCAUCUAAUGUUACAGUACCGGAAAUGGAAGAUGUCUACCCCUUGCAGAGGCUGAAGUCUCGUAUUGUUCAAUCCACUAAAGUUCUUGUGCCAACAGAGAGGUUUGAGAGGAAGCGGAACAACUUUCUGGAAGGAACUCUAAGGAGGAGUUUCCGGAGCAGUUCUAUUACUAAGCAGAAGAUGGAAGACGAUCAGAUGCUUAACAUGUGGAUUAGGGAAGAGAUCUCUGCAGCCAGGACUAGUAUGCUUGAUAAAUGGAAAAAAAUGCAGGGAAUGACUCAAGAGCAAGCAAUGGCAAAGUACAUGAAUUUAAUUAAGGAAUGGCCUGGCUAUGGGUCAACACUCUUUGAUGUAGAGGUGAGCAUGCCAACUUUCCACCAUAUAAUCAUGGAUUAAGAGGUUAUAACUAAGUAUUAUAAUGUGUAGCAGGCAGCACUUAAAAUUUCUGCAUUAUAAUUUCUGCAUUUCCUCUUCUCCUGAACUGUUUUGCUAGU